Molecule: messenger RNA, 1297 nt
Organism: Oryzias latipes (Japanese medaka)
Lineage: Eukaryota; Metazoa; Chordata; Actinopteri; Beloniformes; Adrianichthyidae
Gene: ppp3r1b
Product: protein phosphatase 3 (formerly 2B), regulatory s1ubunit B, alpha isoform, b
Molecular function (GO): calcium ion binding
Source: RefSeq, a predicted model, not a curated record
ACACAGACUUCUGUAGAGAAACGUCUGUCCCUCCGUCGUUCUCCAGGAGAACCGUUCUGGAUCUUUAAACAUCUUCCUGAUAAUCCUAAUUCUUUGAUAUUUUCUCUUCAUUUAAGUUAUAAACUAACCAAUCAGAUGCCACAACUAAAAGUAGGCGGAGCCUAUUGGCCCCUUAUGCAACGUUUAAAACGUUUGAUCAACAGAUGGGGUGUGGCCUGCUUUGAAAUGUUAGGGGUGUGGCCUUCCAACAAGCUCCCUCCUGAUUGGUGAGCGUGGUUGCUAUAGAAACGAUGACUCAGACUGACUCGGACCAGUCAGUGCUUCCUGAUGUCUGGCUCCAACAUGGCGGCGUCCGUAUUGUACAAAAAGGUGGACUGAAUCGACUUCCUUGUUUGGAAGGAAGUUGACCGUUUUCUGUGGAUGACGUCACACAGACCCGGUCCAGUUCUCUGGUUCUGUCUGGACCCGUGUAGACGGAGUUCAGACACUGCUGUCGUUGAGGUUAAUGACAGACGGAGACUCAUUGUCAUGCUGCUCCCUCUGUCAGGGGGGGUGGAGGCCCCCUCCCCCCCGGUCACACUGCUGUCACAUGACCCGGCUUAACCGAGACGUCGGGAGGUCCGCCGCUCCUUCACAGAGAUCCUGCAGCUGCCAUGGCCAGCACCAGGCAGAGCCCCGGUCAGGCUGGUGAGAUUAAGAGGCUGAAGAAGAGGUUUAAGAAGCUUGACCUGGAUGGGUCGGGCUCCCUGAGCGUGGGGGAGUUCAUGUCCCUCCCUGAGCUGCAGCAGAACCCCCUGGUUCCACGGGUCAUCGACAUAUUCGACACCGACGGUGACGGCGAGAUCGACUUCAGAGAGUUCAUGGAGGGCAUCUCCCAGUUCAGCGUUGGAGGCAGCAGAGAGCAGAAGCUGCAAUUCGCCUUCAGGAUCUACGACGUGGACAAAGACGGCUUCAUCUCGAACGGCGAGCUGUUUCAGGUCCUGAAGACGAUGGCGGGCAGCAACCUGAAGGACUGGGAGCUGCAGCAGGUCGUGGAUAAAACCAUCAUCAGCGCCGACCAGGACGGAGACGGCGUUCAGACAGGUGGUCGGCGGACUGGACUUCCACAAAAAGAUGGUGGUUGACGUCUGAUGUGGCAGCGGACCUCCGGUUGGACAGCAGCUCUGAAGUCCAGCCUUCCCUUCAUGUUUAGUAGAAGAGUACUUUUCAAAAGUAAUCAGUUACAAACUACAGUGGUACUUUGUUCAUGUACUGAGGCACUGUGGGUAGUUUCUCCAAUAAACGUUUUUGCUGGGUA